Messenger RNA from Sardina pilchardus (European sardine), 3325 nucleotides. It is a transcript of the gene rab11al, whose product is annotated as RAB11a, member RAS oncogene family, like. The transcript has 5 exons. Gene Ontology annotation, biological process: exocytosis; neurotransmitter receptor transport, endosome to postsynaptic membrane; melanosome transport. The coding region runs from base 372 to 1022 and encodes 216 amino acids. Lineage: Eukaryota; Metazoa; Chordata; Actinopteri; Clupeiformes; Clupeidae. The record is from RefSeq and is a predicted model, not a curated record. Gene Ontology annotation, molecular function: GTPase activity; GTP binding. Gene Ontology annotation, cellular component: transport vesicle; Golgi apparatus; postsynaptic recycling endosome.
CGGGACUGCGCAUUCGUCACAACGCCGCUCGGAAGUGGAGGAGUAGGUCGCUUAAAAACUUUCCAAAAGCUUCAGGGCUUCUGUUCUUGCACUCCUCUCAAACGUAGAUGCAGAAGAAUAUAAUUAAAUUAUUUCGGAAGCAGAGACCUUGGAGUUUAGUUGCAUUGAGUGCUACAGAUAAACCAAAGAAGAGCUUGUGGGUUGUCACGAGCUGUUUGGAUGAGAAUUUGCAUUGACUCACGCGACAAAGUGGCUAGGAAUUGUUAGCCAAAGGGGAGUCAACAAGUCACAACUUAACGUUACAAAUUACGUUGCCCGAGAAGAUAUCUAAUCGGUGAAACUCGGUGCUGUCUGGACAGCAAUUUGAAGAAAUGGCGACGAGAGAAGACGAAUAUGACUACCUCUUUAAAGUGGUGCUGAUUGGGGAUUCCGGUGUGGGCAAGAGCAACCUUCUGUCCCGCUUUACCCGAAACGAGUUCAACCUGGAGAGCAAGAGCACGAUCGGGGUGGAGUUCGCCACACGCAGCAUCCAGGUGGAGGGAAAGACCAUCAAGGCGCAGAUCUGGGACACAGCUGGCCAGGAGCGCUACAGGGCCAUCACAUCCGCUUACUACCGGGGUGCCGUUGGUGCUCUCCUGGUGUACGACAUCGCCAAGCACCUGACGUACGAAAACGCCGAGCGCUGGUUGAAGGAGCUGCAGGACCACGCCGACAGCAACAUCGUCAUCAUGCUGGUGGGCAACAAGAGCGACCUGCGUCACCUGAGAGCGGUGCCCACGGACGAGGCCAAGGCCUUCGCUGAAAAGCAUGGAUUGUCCUUCCUGGAGACAUCUGCUUUGGACUCGUCUAAUGUCGAAUUGGCUUUCCAGACUAUCCUUACAGCCAUCUACCACAUAGUGUCCCAGCGGCAGAUGUCUGGGCGCAGUGAUGCCGAUUUCUCUCCAAACUCCAAUGUUGUGCCGAUCACUGUGCAACCCACCCAGAGCUCAGCAAAGCAGGGCGCCUGCUGCCAGAACAACUGAAGGUUCUGCACACGCUAAGGAUCCUGGGUAACAGAAAAAAAAACAUGAGGGAAAAGGCAAAAAAACGCAACAAAAAAACAUAACACAAAACAAAGCAAAAUCUAAAACAGACAGUCAGAAUGCUAGACUGCAGCACAGAGACCCCCUGCCCCAAACACACUCACACACACACACACACACACACACACACACAUAGACACACACACACACACACACACACACACACACACACACACACACACACACACACAUGUCUGCAUGAGUGCUGUGCGCUGUACUCCCCUUACUCUAUCUAUGCAUUCUUGUUAACUCACAAUUGCAAUAAGCUUCACAGCUAUGGCCCCAGAAUCUGCAAAUGCAAUAAGCUGUGGACAAAAAAAAAAUGAAGCACCACCAGGAACGAGUUGGGUGAAUGUAGAAUUAAAUGAAUUUGGUUAGCAUACUGAUUAGUCUGUUCCUGAAACACCAUACCUCUUAUCUUUCACACUAAUACGAUUGUAUGGGCGGGUCACAAUGAGCCAUGGUUUGGGGCAGAGUACAGUCUUUCCGCUAACUGUGAUCACUGUCUCUCUCUCAUCCAUCUGGACGUGUACGUGAAAUUUGGGCCCAUGCACAUAUUUGCACAUCUGAUGUUGCAGCCGAGAUAGAAGUAUGAGAUAAACGUUCAGCGAGGGCACGGUGCAAGAGCAGAUAGCAGUUUAUACUGGAUGUCAUCCCAGUUAGGCUCAAUGUCUGAAUUACCAUAAAGGGAAAUUGUGCUUAUGGAGUCAAUCACAGUUCAUUUUUUUUUAAACAAACCCAUUUGACCGCAUUGUGCACAUGGCAAAGAUUACCUUAUGUUCUACCUUCCAGCAAAGUUCUGGCUUAACUGCUUUUUUGACAUCCCCUACUGUAUUUAUUUAAUGUUAAUAUGAACGUUUUUUGGUUUGUAUUGUUUGACCUGAGGAUUUUGUUUUAUUUUUUUCGUCUCGCAGAGAAUCAUCUCAAAGCUACACUGGGUUUUUUUAUUUAAUAAUAUUUCUGGGAUAUGAAGGGUGUCUUUUAUUUCUUUUUUCUCUUUGUGACUACAGAUUCACAUGAAAUUCACAAGAAAUUCUUUAAGGAUGAAAUCAUUGUACGCGAUUCAUUUCAGCUUCGAGUAAAUGCACACUUGAUUGAGGGGAAUGCCAUGAAAGACCUGUCAAGUAUAGCAGAUCAAUUUCUUUUAAUGAAAGGAUGUGUCAAAAGAAAUCACGAGCACAUGUUAUGAAAUAAUUUUUUGUACUUGCUUUACUGGAAGCUUCUUUUACCUCUGACAAUGUUGGAUUCACUGUAUGUGUUUUUUCUUUUUUACGUAGUAUUUUAUUUCCUCCUCACACUUAACACAUCCAUGCAUUGCACAUUUUGUACUGUUAGUUUUAAGUCAUUAAACGGGUGCACCAGGGGCUUGUGGCCUCCGGACACUGUUUUGAAGGUGCAUCUCCGGUUUCUAAAAGCCACAUCUCUAUUGGACGGAAAGGUUUCAAGGGUCUGACUCGGAGCAAAUUGGCAUGCAGCGCUCCCUCUGUUUUCCCUCUAGGCUGCUUCCUCAUCAUCUGUGUGCAUGUAUUAGGUUGCAAGGAGCAGGGAGGCCCAGCUCCUUGCUUCAGGCCUGUCCUAUGCAUGUCUGAUGGGCUUCGUUAUACGCUCGUCUCACUGUAAAUGAAAUCCCUGUCUUCUGCGCGUAACCUAAAGAGAGCUGGGUCUUAUGGGAGAUCCCAUGGAUUAUGGCCCUGCUCUCCCUCCUGCUUGGAUGUUGGAGUGCUGGCUAAAGCAGGGUGGUACGGGGGAAAGGGGGCAGACCAAAGGGUGGCAGUAGCAGCAGCAGCAGCAGCAGCAGCAGCGGCGGUAGUGGUGGUGGGGGAUUGGCUCAACCAAGACCCCUUCUGUCAUGGAGGUAGGGGGCCGUGUUUCAAAGUCGAGGUCACUGCAGUGAAGGUCAAUAUUAACUUGGUGCCUGCUGCGAUGCUCCGGCGCAGACAGACACACUGUCAGUUCAAUUGUAUUUCCCUCUAACAUGUCAAACAACCAGAGCCUAAUGCUAUCAAUGGUAAUGCAACCAAAAACAACUCUCCUAUGCAGUAGAUACAUAAGCAUUGUUAAUUGGAUAAAUCCUGAUGAUGUGAUUGCAGUAGAAUCCAGUGCGUUUUCUCAUAACUUUGGCUUGGCAACACUAGUGGCAUUGCUCAGCAGGUAUGGGUUGGUAGUGGGUAGACAUUUUUAAUGGUAAAUAACUUUAUGUAUAUUUGGAAUAAAUAUGUAUGAAUAAAAUGAAUUUGCUAUUA